CUGCAACUCCCUCCUCACUGGCUUACCCUUACAUAAGCUAUCUCCCCUCCAACUCAUCCACCUUACCAACCAUUCAAUGUCUGCUACUCCUCUCUGCCUAUCCCUACACUGGCCUCCAUUCAGUGUCCUCCACCCCUCUCUGCCAAUCCCUCCACUGGCUUCAUUCAGUGUCCUCCACCCCUCUCUGCCAAUCCCUCCACUGCCCUCCAUUCAGUGUCCUCCACCGCUCUCUGCCAAUCCUUCCACUGGCCUCCAUUCAGUGUUCUCCACCCCUCUUUGCCAAUCCCUCCACUGGCUUUCAUUCAGUGUGCUCCACCCCUCUCUGCCAAUCCCUCCACUGGUCUCCAUUCAGUGUCCUCCAACCCUCUCUGCCAAUCCCUCCACUGGUCUCCAUUCAGUGUCCUCCACCCCUCUCUGUCAAUCCCUCCACUGGCCUCCAUUCAGUGUCCUCCACCCCCCUCUCCCAAUCCCUCCACUGUCCUCCAUUCAGUGUCCUCCACCUCUCUCUGCCAAUCCCUCCACUGCCCUCCAUUCAGUGUCCUCCAACCCUCUCUGCAGAUCCCUCCACUGGCCUCCACUCAGUGUCCUCCACCCCUCUCUGCCAAUCCCUCCACUGGCCUCCAUUCAGUGUCCUCCACCCCUCUCUGCCAAUCCCUCCACUGGCUUCCAUUCAGUGUCCUCCACCCCUCUCUGCCAAUCCCUCCACUGGCUCCCACUCACCCAACAAAUAACAUCUUACAAAGCCAUCCACAACUCGUCCCCCAGUUACAUCACUAACCUGGUCUCAAGAUAUCAACCAAAUUGUUCUCUUUGUCCCUUCCAGGACCUCCUCUCUAGCUCCCUUCUCGCCUCUUCCCAUGCUCCC
This is a messenger RNA of Staurois parvus, 865 nucleotides long. The record is from the annotation of a GenBank genome assembly. Lineage: Eukaryota; Metazoa; Chordata; Amphibia; Anura; Ranidae.